Adineta ricciae is the source of this 3276-nucleotide messenger RNA. The record is from the annotation of a GenBank genome assembly. NCBI's taxonomy places the organism in Eukaryota, Metazoa, Rotifera, Eurotatoria, Adinetida, Adinetidae.
AUGGUUGCAGAUUGUGAGUACUGCGUAUACCAAUACUAUAGUUACGGGUCGAACACCCAAGUCAUUCAGGAUUUUAUUCAAAUAACAAAUACGUAUAAAAGUUUCGCCGAACGAUGCAAUGGCUUUUCGAAUCAAACCGAUAUUGGAUAUGGUAAUUGUUCACCGUUGUCAUAUGAAACAUUUAAUACAUCGAUUCUAUGUAUUUGUGCAACGAAUUUAUGUAAUCAUGAUCUUGAUUCGUGUCGAUUGUCAGUUCAGAAUCAAACACAAUCAAAUUCUGCACCAGUAAGUUUACCAGCAUUGCUUCCUCGACUGCAGUUAUCGAUUUCUUGUGUCAAUUCAUUGUUUUCUCAAACUGAUGCUGUCAACACGACUUAUUAUUGUGCCAAUUCGCACUCUCCUUAUAUCAACUUGACCGCAUGCAUUGAAUAUUAUCGUGCAAAUACAGUUUUAUGUGCUCUUAUACUUCAAGGCAAUGAAACUAUGGCGGUCGGAUUAUCCGACGAUGAAUAUCGAUUGAUUUUGCUUGCAAAUAUCCAAAAUAUUUACUAUUUUGAUCAGUAUCCCGGUGUAAGUGUAGCAUAUAAUCAAAGUUCAUCAUACUUUUAUGUGAUUUACAAGCAAAUAAUUGAUUCAAGUAACGAAACGUAUAUUCAGCAAGUAUGCUUUUGUGCCCAAGAUAAUUGCACGUCAAAUAUGACAAGCUGUCUUAAUGCAAAUCGAUCAUUAAUCGUUACCAAUCAUGAUGAAGACGAAGAUUCCCAUGAAAUGCAUAAUCAAACGCUUUCAACGCGUAUAUAUUUAAUCUUAUUAGUAGUAUCCGUGUUUGGCCUUUUGAUUUAUACAUUGACUGUAUCCAUUACAGAGACAAUCGUUGUCAAACAGCCCUUAUAUCACCAAUACCAAAAACUGACAUAUGAACAACUAAAUCUUCAAUGUCAAUGCAAACAAACUUCGAUUGCUUUUGAUGAAUUUGUCGAAUUGCAGCCACACUAUCAUCCUGUUUGCACGUCAGACUUCAUAAGUGACCAAUGGCUUGACUUUCUAAGCAAUACAAGUCAAUUACCUCAUCUAAGUGCCACCGAUUUUCGUCGAACAGCAGUUUAUUCAUUUCAAUUUCUUCGAAAUUUAUGUAAAGUUGCUGAAACAAAUAUCGAUCAAAUUGUUCAACAGCAAUUCAAGUCCCGAUCGUAUAUCAGCUAUCAUUUAAAGGCUAAUAAUAUAUUUCAAGAAGAAAUCCGUUCAUAUGUUGACAAAUUGAUUGAGACAGAAGAAGUCAAUUUUGUACAAUUAAUUCGAAUAUUUUCUGAUUUGAUACAUUCGCAAGGUUUGGCAUCCACAUUAUCUACGAAUCUUGUUCACUACAGAAAUGUACCGUCGGUUAUUACAUCAGAUAUUGAUGAUUUGCUUACAUAUUACCGUGAUAUGAAAUAUUACGACAAGAAAACGCAUACGAUUUGCCGAUGUUAUCUUUCCAAAUGUAUUCAAGAAUACGAAAUUCGAGAUUUACAAACUUCUAACAUUCUCUUUACAAUUCCAAACUUUCACACAGGCUGUUUUAUAGUUGAUUCUUUACUUGACUCAAGCCUCACAUGUUUCUAUAACCAAACAUGUAUCAAAGAAUUAACAUUUCAUCUCAAUUCUUCAUUAUCUAUCACUACGAUUAAUUUAUCACGAUCAUUCUCAAAAAUAAAUCAAACAGUCUACGAACUUGCAAGUCAUCUAAUGAUUAACGAAUGGAACAGAACUACUUCUUUUCACAGAUACUAUGACCUGUGUCAACCAUUCCAAUGCAUAUAUACAUAUGAACAUCGAUUUGUUAUAUCUUACGUGAUUACUAUAUUGUGGAGUGCUAUUGGCGGUCUAGUAACUAUCCUUCGAGUGUUAGUGCCAAAUGCUGUAAAAUUUAUUCGAAAAAGAAGACAUACCACUAAUGAACAGAUUUCCAAGCGUCGUUGGUUGAUUGGGCAACUCAAAUCCAUUAAUUUAUUUAAAUCGACUCCACCGUCCACCGAUUACGAAGUAGUUUAUUUUGAAAUUAUUUCAACGUAUAUUUAUAUUUUCGUUUUUCUUGUCGCACUCAUUCUCGUAACAACCUAUACAGCAGUCCUACCACAAAAAGUCACAAUUACAGUACCUUCGCCAUCUGUUAAAGAAUAUGAACAUCUGAAUGUUCACCAUGCCGAUACUCUUACGUGUGAAUGCACACAGAUUUCUAUUGAUUUACAAACAUUUAUUGAAAUAACACCUAAAUAUCACCAAAUUUGUUCAAGCGUCUAUAUAACAGACAUAUGGUACCGAUAUUUGAUUAGUCGUGCUGAGAAUGUUUCAUCAGGAAUUCUUUAUAUUACAGACGAUUUUUCGACAGCUAUUGGACCAGCCGUCUUUCGUAUGAUUGAAGUAUUUUGCAAGUUGAGCCAGGAAAACGUUCAAACCAAGUUAAACAAUCUGAAAUCAUCCGUUUAUAUUACAAAAGAAGUCGUACAAAGGACAGUUUUUAUUGCCCAACAAAGUCAUACUAUUGAACUAUUCAAACUUGAUCAACAUCUGACGAACGCUUUAUCAGCGGAAAUGUUUGCAGAAAUGAUACAAUGGAACUCUCUAUAUUCCUACAUGCAAAUAAACUAUUCGCCAUAUCUGCGAUACCCUCCAUGGUCAGUGCAUAUGGGGUUUUCCUAUGCUGAUAAAUGUUUAUGUAUACUCCAAUACAGACACUGCUUUAUCCCUGCGACCAUUGCAGCUCUUGAGCCAAAUAAGACUAGUGUAUAUGGAUCUUUUUGGUCUGUACCAGGAAUUUUCGGCGGAUGUUAUCCAUAUUUUGGUGCGUUACCGUCUACUUUAGUCUGUCUGUAUAAUAAGUCAUGUUUAUCUGCAUUAAUAUACUACCUUCGACCGACGUUUGAAUUGAAUAUCACUGUACUGAAAGAACAUUCGCCUCCAUCGAUAUUCAAUUCAACAACGAGAAUUAAUGGAUUAAUUCAAGAGUCAAUGAUCGAGCAUUGGCAAAUAAUCAUUAAUUAUGAGCAAUAUUACGAAAAAUGUAAACCAAAGCAAUGUACUUAUACGUAUGUAAGACGAUUUUUGAUUACUUAUGUUAUUUCAAUAAUUCUGGGUGUUAUCAGCGGUUUGUCUUGGUCAUUAAGGUUAAUUGUACCAUAUUUAGUGAAAUUAAUAAGAAAACUAUGGAUCAAGAUAAGAUAUGAAGAUGAUCAAGAUCAAGAUGAAAUAAGUAAGUUUACAACUUAUCUAAAAGUAUUAUUCCUUCAUAUCACAUAA